Gamsiella multidivaricata is the source of this 694-nucleotide messenger RNA. RefSeq lists its product as uncharacterized. The transcript has a single exon. Bases 197 to 604 code for a protein of 135 amino acids. Lineage: Eukaryota; Fungi; Mortierellomycota; Mortierellomycetes; Mortierellales; Mortierellaceae. The record is from RefSeq and is a predicted model, not a curated record.
GUUCGACACUUUGUGGGGGGGAAGAGAGAUAUAAAAGAGACUGGUGAGCCUCUUCAGAUUAGUAUCAUUGAACUCAACACAAUACCUUCGAACAACUGCACUUCUACCUCCAACACAGCCGACUACAACCCGCGAAACCAAAAAAAAAAAACCCCCCCCAGCCCUCGACACCUAAUCAACCUCACUACAAGACAACAUGUCGUUCAUCUACAGUUACUUUGCCGGCGACAACUCAACCUCUGCCGAAAAGGAGAAUGCUGCUGCUCUCAGAGCCAUGGUCAAGGACCACAAGACUGCCCUGAAGGCUGAGGUCAAGCUGUACGAGGCCGAGUACAAGCAGACCCUGGAUAAGGCCGAUGAGGAAUACAAGCGCGUCAAAGUACAGGCCAAAGCAGAGAUGUUCCGCAAGACGAUGGAUGCCCUCAAGCGAGAAGUCGAUAUCAUCACUGCCACUGACGAGUUUGCGAAUUCGGAUACAAAGACCAAGGGCAAGAUCGAGGGAUUCAGGUCGUGGAUGAGCAGCGCGGAAGAGAAGCAUUGCGGGGAUGAGAAGUAUAAAACAGCACCUGUCGACGAGAAGCAGCCAGAGUUGGUUUAUGUCUGAGGGGGGACCGUGGCGAGAGAAGGAGAUAUAAGUGUCGAUAGCCAGGUACAUAAGUCUGGGACACUGGUCAAUAAACUAACUGUUAUGUAG